Molecule: messenger RNA, 1080 nt
Organism: Onthophagus taurus
Lineage: Eukaryota; Metazoa; Arthropoda; Insecta; Coleoptera; Scarabaeidae
Source: RefSeq, a predicted model, not a curated record
AUGCUUGAGGACAAUGACGACAUUGUCAGCCAGGUUGAUGAAAUAACUAUAUUUCCUCCUGUAAACGCUGCAGCCGACCUGACAGAUGAAGAUUCUGGAGCAGAAAAUGAUCUUACAGUGAAUAACCUACCGGCAUCACAGUUACAAGCGCCGGUGGAAAUCGUAAUUGAAAGUAACUACGACAGUGAUUUUUCAUCAGAUGACAAUAUACCUCUAUCAGAGUUACAAUCACAAAACACGGCAGCAAGAAACAAACAAAAAGUAAAAACUAAAAAGAGACAGAUGCACUACAGUUGGAUAAAAGAAGAUUUGAAAUUACCGCCCACCGACUUUGAUAGUCCUACGAAUUCGGCGAUCACAGAAAACCCCUUAGAGCUUUUCUCAAAAUUUUUUGACGAAGAAGUAAUAGAAUUGAUUUUGAAUCAGAGUAAUAAGUACGCACAACAAAAAAAUAGAAAAGCGAAUAUAGAAAAGCAGGAAGUAAACGCUUUUAUAGGCGUUUUGAUACUUAGUGGAUAUAUGCAAGUACCGAGACGGAGGAUGUUCUGGGAACGUGAAAAAGAUUGCCAUAACGUCAUGAUUACAGAAGCAAUUACAAGGGACCGGUUUGAGUAUUUGUUUUCUAAUCUUCACGUCUGUGAUAAUCAGCAGUUGGACCAGGGUGACAAAUUCGCUAAACUAAGGCCGCUUUUCACACUGUUGAAUAAAAAAUUCAUGGAGAAUUCCUCGCUUGAAGAAAUGCACUCAGUUGAUGAAGCUAUGGUUCCGUAUUAUGGACGUCAUAGCUGUAAGCAGUAUAUUCGAGGAAAACCCAUGCGCUAUGGAUAUAAGUUAUGGGUAGGAAGUACCAGGUUAGGUUACUUGAAUUGGUUCGAACCUUAUCAAGGAGCUUCUACAAAUAUAAGUGAAAACUUUUCUGAAUUGGAAGUUGGUGCUGGAGUAGGCUUAGAAUAUGCGCAAGCUUUAUGUAAGAAAUGGCCAGAUAAAAAAUUUCAUCUCUUUUUUGAUAACUUUUUUACGUCAAUUCCGUUGAUCGAAAAACUAACUGACUGGAAUUUUUAUGCUACUGGUACGGUUUAA